AUGGAGAAUUAUCAGAAGCUGGAGAAAGUCGGAGAGGGUACUUACGGUGUCGUGUACAAGGCUCGGGACCUUGCUAAUGGCGGACGAAUCGUUGCCCUGAAGAAGAUCCGACUCGAAGCCGAAGAUGAAGGCGUUCCAAGCACCGCAAUCCGUGAAAUCUCCCUCCUGAAAGAGAUGCGAGACCCCAACAUUGUUCAACUGUUCAACAUCGUCCACGCCGAUGGCCACAAGCUGUAUCUGGUCUUCGAAUUUCUCGAUCUGGAUCUGAAAAAAUACAUGGAGGCUCUUCCUGUUACCGAUGGUGGCCGAGGCAAAACACUCCCCGAGGGCACUUCCAUUCGCGUACAGCAGCUUGGACUUAAUGAUACCGUCAUCCGCAAGUUCAUGAUGCAGCUAUGCGACGGUAUUAGAUACUGCCACUCUCAUCGCAUCCUGCACCGAGAUCUGAAGCCCCAGAACCUUCUCAUCAAUAAAGAUGGCAAUUUGAAGCUUGCAGAUUUUGGUCUGGCGCGGGCGUUUGGCGUGCCGCUGAGAACCUACACGCACGAGGUCGUGACGCUCUGGUACCGAGCCCCUGAGAUUCUUCUUGGCGGAAGACAGUAUUCCACUGGAGUAGACAUGUGGUCCAUUGGAUGCAUCUUUGCUGAAAUGUGCACACGCAAGCCUCUCUUCCCAGGCGACUCUGAAAUUGACGAGAUUUUCAGAAUAUUCCGUGCUCUCGGAACUCCAACAGAAGACCUGUGGCCCGGCGUCACAUCAUACCCCGACUUCAAAUCUUCGUUCCCCAAGUGGCAGCGAGAUUAUCAACAGCCGCUCUCUCCUAAUCUCGAUGACAAGGGCCUGGACUUGCUCGAGAUGAUGCUGGUUUACGACCCUGCAGGAAGAAUUUCGGCCAAGCAAGCGUGCAACCACCCAUAUUUUGAGGACUACGUGCCUACUCCAGGAUCGACGACAACACCGGCAACAGCCCCAACAGCAGGUCGCGGUAACAGUUACUUCCACUAG
Messenger RNA from Trichoderma asperellum CBS 433.97, 1005 nucleotides. It is a transcript of the gene CDC2, whose product is annotated as Cell division control protein 2. Gene Ontology annotation, biological process: regulation of G2/M transition of mitotic cell cycle; G1/S transition of mitotic cell cycle; regulation of gene expression. The record is from RefSeq and is a predicted model, not a curated record. Gene Ontology annotation, cellular component: nucleus; cytoplasm; cyclin-dependent protein kinase holoenzyme complex. Gene Ontology annotation, molecular function: cyclin binding; cyclin-dependent protein serine/threonine kinase activity; ATP binding. Lineage: Eukaryota; Fungi; Ascomycota; Sordariomycetes; Hypocreales; Hypocreaceae.